AUGUACAGUUUCUCUGAAUACAAACCGAAAAUGAAAGUCUUCUUAUCUUUUGCUGCUGUCGUAGCUGUGGCUGUGGCCGUCCCAGCGAAUUAUGAACCUAUCCACGUUGGACCUGCUCUAGUUGACACCUACGAACCUAUCCAUGUUGGACCCGCUCUAGUCGACACCUACGAACCUAUCCAUGUUGGACCCGCUCUAGUCGACACCUAUGAGCCUAUUCAUGUUGGACCUGCUCUAGUCGACACCUAUGAGCCUAUUCAUGUUGGACCUGCUCUAGUCGACACCUAUGAGCCUAUCCAUGUUGGACCCGCUCUAGUUGACACCUACGAACCUAUCCACGUUGGACCUGCUCUUGUGGAUGUUGACAACUACGAACCCAUCUCCGUUGGACCCGCCAUCGUCGAUACUCCCAGCGCCCAGAGCACCCCACUCGUGCAGAUCAUCUUGAAUAUCAACCAGGCAACCACUGCUUCUGCUGUUGAAACCCCCGUCUAUAAUCCUCAGCCAGCCGAGAUUGUUGAGAAGCCUGUGGCUCCCACUCCGGUCAUCGUCGCUUCUCCCAUCAUUCCCGCGCCCGUCGUAACUUUACCCGAGAUCCUCAACUAA
Bombyx mandarina (wild silkworm) is the source of this 606-nucleotide messenger RNA. RefSeq lists its product as uncharacterized. NCBI's taxonomy places the organism in Eukaryota, Metazoa, Arthropoda, Insecta, Lepidoptera, Bombycidae. The record is from RefSeq and is a predicted model, not a curated record.